GCAGAUCCAUUUGGUCAGAAUCUCAGGGUCUACUACUAGCUAUAUGUAACUGUACGCAAUCAGUUAUUUUGGUAUCUCGACCGGCUGCCAAGGAUCUUGCCUUGUAAACGUAUAAAUGCUGACAAUGCCUGCCAUUCGAUCUCUCGCAGCCCCCUUGGAUCGCACAUUGAUACCACUACUCCAAUGUCUUCAAGCACUCUCACGCCAGCUGAAGUCGCCGUCGCUCUGGUCGAGCAGGCUGUAGCCAAGCACAACACGCGAUUGGACAAGACCUUCUUCAAGGCGGUUCUUGCUGGUGUUAUGCUGUCCUUCGGUGGCCUGUUGGAUCUCAUCAUCAGUGGUGGCUCUGCAGGCCUGACAGCUUCGAACCCCGGAAUUGUCAAGGUCCUUGGUGGUUUUGUAUUUCCUGUCGGUCUCGUUAUGAUCGCGCUCCAGGGUCUUGACCUGCUCACGAGCAAUCUUAUGAUUUUCCCCAUGGCUGCAUUGAAAAGAGCAAUUCCCUGGUGGGGCGUUCCCCUCAACUGGAUUGUUGUAUUUUUCGGAAAUCUUGUUGGCAGUCUAUUCUUUGCAGCCAUCCUUUCCAAAUACGACGGACUGAUGGUAGAUGAUCCUUACGCAUCAUACGUAAGGGCAUUCGCCAUUACGAAAGCUAUCACACCUGGCUGGUAUCAGAUCUUCCUUCGUGGCAUUGGUUGCAACUGGCUUGUAUGCAUAGCCGUCUGGCAAGGAGUUGGGGCCAAAGAAACUUUUUCGAAAAUUAUUGCUAUCUGGUUCCCCGUCUGGGUCUUCGUCGCUUGCGGGUUCGACCAUGUUAUCGCAAAUAUGUUUUCACUCUCAUUGAGCAUGAUGCUUCACUCUGAGCUUACUGUCGACCUGUACAUAAGAAAGUCGCUAAUUGCGGCUUUGAUUGGUAACAUUAUUGGAGGUCUCUUUGUGGGCCUGCCGGCCGUGUAUUUCUACCUGGAUGACUGGCAUGCCGGUGGCCUACGUGAUGCCGAGGAGGCCUGUAUAGAGCGCAAAACCUCGGAUACUGACUCAGGAAAGAGCUCAUAGGAGUCUCAAUCCUGGGACGCUCAUCAUUUCUCAUGAAAUGGACGAUUAUUUAUACGCAUGUCAGGCAACAUGGUUGACGGAGAAUCCUGGAGAUGCGAUCUAUACGAUUGGGAUGACACGCACUGGAUUCAUCCUUAGGGGAUCCUCUACGAGUGGGUAUACGAUGGGAGAGGUUGGUACUUAUGUGUCAUGAAACAUCACACUGUACAGUUGUAGGGAGAAGAGAUCGAUCGUAACAUAAUGUACUGGACGAGUAUCGCAAGUACUAAGCUUGCGGUAUAUCGCAAUUUUCGGAUAUUUUGUGUACUUUACAGGAAUUAUUAUCACAUGUUGCUUGCGCCA
Messenger RNA from Suillus bovinus, 1395 nucleotides. RefSeq names its product putative formate/nitrite transporter. The coding region runs from base 184 to 1053 and encodes 289 amino acids. Lineage: Eukaryota; Fungi; Basidiomycota; Agaricomycetes; Boletales; Suillaceae. The transcript is spliced from 12 exons. Gene Ontology annotation, molecular function: high-affinity secondary active nitrite transmembrane transporter activity. Gene Ontology annotation, biological process: nitrite transport; transmembrane transport. The record is from RefSeq and is a predicted model, not a curated record. Gene Ontology annotation, cellular component: membrane.